UCUGCGGGCUGCGCAGCCGGCCGGCGCAUGCGUAUUAAUUCGGCUCCCCCGUCGGCGUGCCGCUCAGGUUUUCUCUUGGUGUGCGGCGGCCGCGGGGAGCGAAAAUGGUGAAGCUGACGGCGGAGCUCAUCGAGCAGGCGGCGCAGUACACAAACGCCGUGCGGGACCGGGAGCUGGACCUGCGCGGUGAGGGACUCGGCCUUGUGGUGUUGGUGGUGGUGGCGGCGGCGGCCUGGGAGCGGGAAGCGCGCGGCGCUUGCUUGGCCUUAGUAGGCCUGAAGCACGCGGGCAGUAGGCAAGGCGAGAAGGGGAGCUGAGUCGGGGGACGGUGGCUCAAGAGGGUCACGUUAGGUGGCCCACGUGGGUCGCGCUGCCUCUGUCCUGGAAAGGGGGUGGUUGGCGUACCUGUUGCAGCUGGUGGUAAUAGGAGCCCAAUGCCGCAGAGGUCACCUGGGCCUUAAGGAGCAAAGUUGGCUCGGUGGGCACCCUCAAAAUAAUGGACAGAUGCUGAUGUAAGAAGAACCCUGUUGCAUAUACAGUGGUACCUCGGGUUAAGUACUUAAUUCGUUCCAGAGGUCCGUUCUUAACCUGAAACUAUUCUUAACCUGAAGCACCACUUUAGCUAAUGGGGCCUCCUGCCGCCGCCACGCUGCCGGAGCACGAUUUCUGUUCUCACCCUGAAGCAAAGUUCUUAACCUGAAGCACUAUUUCUGGCUUAGCGGCGUCUGUAACCUGAAGCAUAUGUAACCCGAGGUACCUCUGUACUGUAGAUAGGUAAAGGGACCCCGACCAUUAGGUCCAGUUGUGGCCAACUCUGGGGUUGCGGCGCUCAUCUCGCUUUACUGGCCGAGGGAGCCAGCGUACAGCUUCUGGGUCAUGUGGCCAGCAUGACUAAGCUGCUUCUGCCGAACCAGAGCAGCGCACAAAAACAUCGUUUACCUUCCCGUCGGAGUGGUACCUAUUUAUCUACAGUGGUACCUCAGGUUAAGAACUUAAUUUGUUCUGGAGGUCCAUUCAACCUGAAACUGUUCUUAACCUGAGGUACCACUUCAGCUAAUAGGGCCUUCCGCUGCCACUGCGCCACCGCCAUGCAAUUUCUGUUCUCAUCCUGAAGCAAAGUUCUUAACCCGAGGUACUAUUUAUGGGUUAGCGGAGUCUGUAAACUGAAGCUUCUGUAACCUGAAGCGUCUGUAACCCAAGGUACCACUGUACUUGCACUUUGACGUGCUUUCGAACUGCUAAGUUGGCAGGAGCAGGGACUGAGCAACGACCCGCCGACCUGAUCAGCAAGCCCUAGGCUCUGUGGUUUAACCCACAGUGCUACCCGCGUCCCGUUUCAUAUAUAGACAGUCUCUAAUAAGAGGCCAUCCACACAGUUCCAGGAAACUCAAAACGAGCUAAUGAAGACCCUUACACCGUCAUGUUUAGUAUUCAUUUUAAUUUAUUAAAUCUGUAUACCACUCUUUAUCUGUAUAUCACGGGGCAGAUCACAACAUAAAAAUGCAAAAUGGGAACACAGAAUACAAAGCAAAACAAAACAAAAACACCUAAUAACCCUCCCUCCCUCCCUCCCACAAGUAUUUGGCAUAUAGAGUGAUUUCUUAAGAAUAGACCUUUUAAUUAGCUGUUGCAGCUGUUAACUGUUGAUGGAAUUUCCUUCUGUGAGCCUGCUUUUUUAAAGCAAUUUAAGAGAAUGGCUAUUACCCAGUGGCGUAGCGUGGAGGGUGCAGGGGGGGCCGGCCGCACUGGGCGCAACAUCUGGGGGGGGGGGCGCUCGCACUCGCAGCUCUCUGCCCCUACCUGGCUCCAUGGGUUAGGGGGCGCAAAUUACUUGCCUUGCCCCGGGUGCUGACAACCCACGCUACGCCACUGCUAUUACCACAAAGGAAGCUGCCAUAUACUGAGCCGACCAUUGGUCUAUCUUGCUCAGUGUUGCUUCUACAUUGACUGGUAGUGACUCUCUAGUGUUUCAGACAGAAGCCUCUCUGAGCCCUACCUGAAUUUUCCAGAUAUUAAACCUGAGACCUUCUUCAAACAAAGCAUGUUCUCUACCUGUGAGCAAAGGCACACCCGUUAUUUAACAUGACUUGUAGCAGUGAGAACUACGAAUUAGUAUUGAGUGCUUUGAAGUACUAUUUUUCUCUGCCUAUCCUAAAACUGCUGGCACACAAUUUCACUGAGUAACCCCAAGUCCAUCCCCUCAGAAUUGUCAGGAUAGUUGUAAGAAACACUGAGGUGAUAGUUUUCUUUCAUAUGUUGUCUAAUGCAUAACUGAAGUAUAUAUUUCUCCUGCACUAUAGUUUGUUUGUUUUUGUCCCAUGUUGCAUCAUCAGGAUAUAAGAUCCCUGUGAUUGAGAACUUGGGCGCUACCUUGGACCAGUUUGAUGCUAUCGAUUUCUCUGACAAUGAGAUUCGGAAGUUAGAUGGGUUUCCUCUGCUGAAAAGACUGAAAACAUUGCUGAUGAAUAACAACAGGUUAAGGUGAGUGUCUUUCCAACUGCAAUUUUAAGGUCUCCUUGGCUGCAGUUCUCGAUACUCUACUUCUUGUACCACUUAUUCAAGUCUAAGCUUAAAAGCAGUUGAAGUUUGGGGAAGAGGACUUACAACUUCCAAGAUAAUAAUUAUUCUGAUGGCUCCCCCCCCCAUUUUUUUUAAUUUUUUUUAGCCGAAUAGGUGAGGGACUUGAACAGUCUUUACCAAAUCUCAAGGAGCUCAUUCUUACCAACAAUAACAUCAUGGAAUUGGUAAGUGAAAUAAAGGAUGAAAGAAAUUGGAAUGAUUGAAUGACAUACACUCAAUCACUAGAAAGGCCCCAAAUUUUCUAAGAUAGGGUUUUCUUGCCUUUUUUUUGAUUACGUGAGGCAACUUUCUCAGUGAAGAUUUUACCCAUUCUGACUUCUUGAGAGCAGUUGCAAUGUAGCAGAUAAUACCAGUGAAAUGUUACUCAGCAUAUUGUUUCCAUGUUGUUGCUUAAAAUAAAGAAAUGGCCUAGGUUUGCACACAACAUUAAACCAUGGUUUUGUGCUACAUGCAUGAGCAAGAUGACCCUGAGCAGCACUGCUCUCCCAUUUCUUCCUUCCAUGCAGCUGGGAGUCCUUGGCAGCGGUUAAAUUUUGCUUUCCCCGAUCACAGCUUAUCAUUGCGAAUGACCUAGAGAUUGUGAUUUGUAACAAAUUCUGCUAAGUUUAAAUAAGCCAGCUUCAGAAACAACAGUUUGAAGCUUGUGGCCCUCCAGAUGUUAAUGGACUCCUGCUGCCUUCAGUCAGCAUGGCAGCCCUUUGAUAUCUACCAUCAAUCUUGGCUGGUUGCUUGGUCUGAAAAUAAAUGGCCAUAAAGGCUUGCCUGAGCUUAGAAAAAGCAAAGUUAAACAAAUAAGCUCUAUGAUCCAAAACUACCUGAAAAACCUGAACUUAAAAUUAUUUCUUAAUCAGACACUGUAUUUUGUUAAUACGCAGUUUUGCCAUUGAUAUUUGUACAGUGGUACCUCGGGUUAAGAAAUUAAUUCAUUCUGGAGGUCCGUUCUUAAUCUGAAACUGUUCUUAACCUGAGGUAACACUUUAGCUAAUGGGGCCUCCCGCUGCUGCUGCACCGCCAGAGCACGAUUUUUGUUCUUAUCCUGAAGCAAAGUUCUUAACCCGAGGUACUAUUUCUGGGUUAGCGGAGUCUCUAACCUGAAGCGUCUGUAACCUGAGGUACCACUGUAUAGGAAAAUGGUGCACAUGUUGUCUCCGUAUAAGAUCACAGAUUUUCUUUUGGUGCAUUUAUAUGUGGAGAGAAGCAAUGUCCAAUUGGAAAUAGCAUCUACAUACAAUAUGGUUGGGUGUAGUAAGCCAUACACACCCUUGGAGAAGAGCUCAGUAACCAAGUGAAAAAAAUCAGUUGAAAAUAAAUCCCCUAGAAUGUAAACUGACCCCAUAAAUAACUUUUGUUGCUUCUGUUCUGGGUGAAUUUUUGAAUGGAAAGACACUAAGGUUAAAUUGUCUUGCUUUUACAGUGUAAAGCCAUACAACUGAGACAAAUGUGUUUAACAUGUUUCACAUAGUGAGUUAAGCCUAACUGUUCUUAAGCUAUAAAGUUUGAAAUGCAUGCAAUGAUCCUCAUUUUAUAGUAUAAUUAACUCUUGGUUAAGGGGCCUCAGUGUGAGCUGGAAAACGUAUAUUAACAUAGCUUUAACUACAUUUCUGUUUCUCUUAUUCAGGGUGAUCUAGAUCCUUUGGCAACUGUCAAAUCACUAACAUAUCUGAGGUAUGAGAUAAUUCACCUUUGUGAUCAAAUAUUAUAAUAUGCCUUCCUUACCAAACGUCUGUCCUAUAAAUUAAGGUUGGCAACAAGAUCUGCCAAAUAUUUUUUUCCCUGAAGCCUUCAACACUUAAUAGAACUAAGAGGGCUUGCUUUGUUUUCCCAAAGCUCUCUAGGGAUUUCCAAGUGUGGAGUUGUGGUAAGAAUUCACCUCUACACCCCCACUGUUUGUUACCCAGGUGAGGGAUCACCUUUUAAAUGAACCACAGAACCAAGGAAACUGUUUCAAGUCCAGCAUCCAGAUUUAGGGACUCCGCGUUUUUAUUUAUUUUAUGUAUCUAUUGCAAUAGAGCUCAACCCAAAGUGCUAGUGGAGAGGGUUUGCUCCGAGGCACUUCAGAGCAAAAGCUUAUAUAGUAGUUCAAACGCAGCAAACGAAGACUCAUAAAACAUCUUCACAUACGUCAGGAAAGGUUACAGGUCAUGAAACAGAAAAAAUGUAUGGCCUUUUCCUGCUUUCCACUCCCCCUGCUGUCACCUUGUGGUUGACCAGCAGUGCCUAGACCUUUUGCCCAUUUUGGCUAUUGGAUGUCCCACAUUGCCCUGGCAGCCUAGUCUAUUAUCAUUCUUUGCUGACGUUUCUCCAUCUAUCUUUCAGGAAGCUUCCAAGGAUUUCUGAUUAAGACUCUGGUACUAACUCAUAUGAAAACAUCCUGCCAUUUGUGCUGCUUUCAAGGUCAGAUAAGGAGAGAUGGAAUGCAGCGUAGGCGGGAGAGUCUCACAAAUGAGAACACACAAAACUCAAGUCUAAUACAUUCUGUCCAACAGUUAAAUGCAAAGAAAGUGAAACGCUGAAACAUUAUUAAAAUAAUAAAAAUGUACACCUGGGGUCUUUAGAUGUGAAUUCUUACCACAGAGUGACGCUUCUUCACAAGAGUAGAGUAUAAUAAAAGUAUGAUGAGAUAAAUAAUUAUAUAUUGAAGGGAUCCAUGUUUAUUUUAUGUAAUUAACAUUUGCAUAGUUCAUUUUUUAACAUUUUGCUGAGGCUUUUUCAGAAUGAAAUGAAAAUGAAAAGAUUAUGCUUCAUAUAAAAUAUAAAAUAUUCAGAUAAUAUUUUGAUUCAUAGAUGGCACCGGAUAUCUUAGGUCUUUGAAAUAGGUGUCACGUCUUCCUGUCUCUGAUUGUAAUGUUUGCAUAAACUUUUAUGUUCAUGAGCAUCACAAACAGAUAUGCAUUAACACGUAGCAGAUUAGUAGGUCCUGCCUCCAAUAAAAUUAAAUUUGAGAGCAGUUCUGACAUCAGUAACCCACAAACGGUGACAGCAAUCAAAGCUCUUAUUCUUCAUCAAAUAGUGUAAUCAGGUUACUUUUGGUUAUUAAUCUCCCCUUAAUUAGUCAAGCAACUCGGCUUUUUACCUUGGUCCUCAAAGUGGCUGGUGGACCAAAGCAUGGUUAAGAGGUUGGCAGGACUAGGGUCUUGCCAUUUGGUCUGGCCUCUUAAAAAUAAUUAUUCCCAACAUUGGUAAGAACCUGGGAGAUGAAGGGGAAAAGACACUUGGCAAUAGGGAAUGUUGUGCCAAAACAUUCCUCUUCAGCAGUGCCUUUGUUUGAACUGUGUAAAUAUGUUUCUCCUUUUCCUCCCUUCAGUAUUUUAAGGAAUCCAGUGACAAAUAAGAAGCAUUAUAGGUUGUAUGUCAUCUUCAAGGUCCCACAAGUCAGAGUCCUGGAUUUCCAAAAAGUGAAAUUAAAAGUAAGUGUUUUGGCAAUUGUGAAGAAUUUGUCUUUUGAGAAGCCAUGCAUUUAAAUGUUUACUACUUGAGUUUUCUUUUCGUGCCUAUAGUAUAACAUAAUUUUCUCAUUAUAACGCAUUUUCAGACUGUGACAUUUGUUUAUGGCUAUGGCUCUGCAAAUGUAAUUCUGAAUGCCUUUCUCAUGACCAUACAGAUAUCAUGAAAACACAUUUAUGAAUCUGCAGUCAUAAGCCCGGAAGCUUUUUUAUUUGGAACUGUAUUUUAGAUUUGAAUCAUUAUUAACAUAAAUACAGGAUUGCCUUCUCCUCACCAAUCAGCAAAUGUUAGCCUAAAUGAAAGCUUGAAGCAGUUUUCAGACGAUAAACAUGCUGAAGCAUUUUAGUAUAUAUCUUAUUGUGUGUUCUAUUUACUUGAAAUAGUUUUUGUGAAGGUAAUUCCUAGAAAUGGGGGGGUGUCUGUUCCCUGCCCGCAGCUGUGGCUGGAGGAAAGAAAGCAGAGUCUUAUCAAAUAUGCUUUGAGAUUAAAUGUAGUUUCUUGUGUAACAAAUAAACUCUAGUUUGCCUGCUGGCUGUGACUUCAAUCAACUUCAUACUGUUUUUGAAGUGAAAUUAAUGGACAGGAACUAUUGUGUGGUGGGGAAAAUCUCAGUGGACUCCCUUGCCAUCUGAGCUAAAUGGAAAAUAGAUCUUUCUUGUGAAGGGUUAUAGGUUUCACUAGGGCCAACUUUUAAGGCUUCAUCUUGAUGCUACCUUGCUUUUUCAAGAAUUGCACAUCACCGUGCCAUUUCAUUUUGGGAGACAGGAGCUAUGCACCGUAUACAUGCUUCUAUUGAAUGUUGCAUUAACUCUGUGUGUGUGGUAUCGCUGUAGGAGCGUCAGGAGGCAGAGAAAAUGUUCAAGGGCAAGCGGGGUGCACAGCUUGCAAAGGAUAUUGCCAGGAGAGCAAAAACGUAAGAUACAGAUAACCACUUUAAACUGGCAGUCUCCUUCAGAAACACCACAGCCGGUUUGUAAAUACUCUUGGGCUGUAAGAAAAUUGAGUGGUCGGUGCGCUAGUUAGCACCAAAAUUGCCUAGCUGAUGAAUGGCAAUCAUUGCUGCUUUUUCUCGACAAGUACAUUAUGAACCCUGACAGUUUUAACAUCCAAGCUAGCAGCUUGAACAACACAUCCGAUUGAUAUUUUUUUCAUAAAAGGCUCUAAAAAGGGUGGGAUGUGGGAAGGUCACUCUGCUGGUGUUUCUGAAGGAGCUAUUACUUGAUUGUAUCAGUUUGUUAACAAAGAUAAGAUACUACACCUGAUUGAAAUUGGUGCUUCCGGGGACUUCUCUUUGGAAGCUUGAGAAGCAUGACAAUAACUCUUUGACUUUAACAAGGCGUCUUUUUUCCUUCUGAAGUUUCAACCCAGGUGCUGGCUUGCCAAGUGACAAAAAGAAGGUGGGCCCUUCCCCAGGAGAUGUGGAGGCUAUUAAGGUAAUGUUUUUCAGACUUGUACAGGGAGGAAUCUACCAAGAAAAACAUUCACUGUCAUUUACUUCCAGAAGAUAGAUCUAUCUAUGUGUGUAUUGAGUGUGCCACAUUGCUUUGUUUUUCAGGUACUGACAUAGUUUGCGUAGCUUUCCUUUGCAAAUAAAGAGUUCAGAUUUUGUAAACAUACUAUAACUGUCUUGCACCUUAUUGCAAAAAUUCAAGUUUCUAAGUGGCCAGAUCAACACAGUCUGAUAGCUAGGGGUAGAUAUCAGUAGGUUAAAAAUGUAUUUGUCUAAGGAGGAACAGCUAAAAUGUAAUAGGUAAUAAAAUGUCACCCUCUAGCUGGAAUUGAAUUGAACUCUUCUUGACAUGCUGAAUCGUUUUCAGAGCCAGUGUGGUGUGGUGGUUAAGAGUGGUAGAUUCGUAAUCUGGGGAACCUCCACAUGCAGCUGCUGGGUGACCUUGGGCUAGUCACACUUCUCUGAAGUCUCUCAGCCCCACUCACCUCACAGAGUGUAUGUUGUGGGGGAGGAAGGGAAAGGAGAAUGUUAGCCGCUUUGAGACUCCUUCAGGUAGUGAUAAAGCGGGAUAUCAAAUCCAAACUCUUCUUCUUCUUCCUUGGUGUUCAGACCAGUCUUGUUAGCACUGUUGUAAUAGGCACAGUUCAAUUGUUGUGAAACAGGCAUUGAAUUUAAUGUUAACAGUGUUGCAUAAGUGACCUUUGAUUUUUCCCUUUAAGAAUGCCAUUGCUAAUGCCACAACACUUGCUGAAGUAGAGAGGCUGAAGGGUCUGUUGCAGGCUGGUCAGAUACCUGGCAGAGAUCGCAAAGCAGGUAAGGAAUAUCGUUGGAACCCUUAUUCUUGCAGGACAUUUAGAACAGAGGUUGGACUGCCCCUUUUCUCUCUCUUUCUUCCUCUCCGCGCAGGGGAGUUGGCCCUUGUCAGAAGUCAAUAACAGCAACACUCACACCCCUGCCACCAGCCAAACAAUACCCCAGCCCAAGAAUCUGUUCAGCAGCCUUGGCUUUUGUAGCUGGAGUCAAUCACAACCCUGCCCUCCCAGGCCAGGUGGGAAAAGGCCUGCCAGGCAGGGAGCGGGUCUUCCAGGACUCACAGCCAAGAUGGUAUAAGGCAGCUUCUGAUUUUUAGACAGCUAGAAGUUUUAAGAAAGCUAGGAUUUUCCAUAGCCUAGAAAAGGCAGCUAUGCAAAAUUAAAUAUUUAUUUGCAGCAGUAGUUAGUAGAAUGGCUAUUAUUGCAGCAUGAGGAAGCAAACAAGUUAAGAACCAGCAAAUGCACUUAAUGCUAGUGAGCUAAAUUUGAAGCAUCAAAAGCCCAUCUUUGGAAUACUUCCAUAGAAUAAAGCAGACCUGUACAGUCACUCCUUAUCAUCAGCUUCACAUUUGUGGUGGAGAGAAUGAUUAAAAUAAUUGUGCUCUUUUCUUUAGGCCCUAUGGAUGAGGCUGAAGAAGAGAUGGAGGAAGAUUCAAUUGCCAAUGGAUCCUAAAAUGCAUUUUUCUGCAUCUGGGAAGUCUGCAGAAUACUCUGUACCAUUGUCUGUCAAAGCCUUUUGAUUGAUUGCUGAAGUGGAAUUAUUAUUUUUUUGUAGUUUUUGUUCAGAAUCACUCUUGUUAAUUUUUUAUACUGUACAUUUUGAAGUAAAAUUAAAACUUCUUUCCUAAACGCAGCAU
Podarcis lilfordi (Lilford's wall lizard) is the source of this 9143-nucleotide messenger RNA. NCBI's taxonomy places the organism in Eukaryota, Metazoa, Chordata, Lepidosauria, Squamata, Lacertidae. The record is from the annotation of a GenBank genome assembly.